Portunus trituberculatus (swimming crab) is the source of this 3690-nucleotide messenger RNA. RefSeq names its product monocarboxylate transporter 10-like. Gene Ontology annotation, biological process: transmembrane transport. The transcript has 8 exons. The record is from RefSeq and is a predicted model, not a curated record. Gene Ontology annotation, molecular function: monocarboxylic acid transmembrane transporter activity. The coding region runs from base 930 to 3029 and encodes 699 amino acids. Lineage: Eukaryota; Metazoa; Arthropoda; Malacostraca; Decapoda; Portunidae.
ACUAAAGGGUUUAAAUCACACUUUCUGGAGCCUAAAAAAUAACUCAUAUUUUAGAAACACGCUUUAUCAGUAGUUUUAGAGCUCAAUACGUGAUAGGAACUUUGGAACAUGCUCUGUUAAUCGUUAUAGAGCCUCGUAAGUGACUAUUGUUUUGGAACGCGCUCUAUCAAUCCUUUUAGAGCCUCUUAAGUAAGUAACUACGGUCUUUAAAACCUAUUGGCGAACUCUAGAGGUUGAAAAAAAAUUCAUCGCAGCAUUUUGAGAUACGGUCAUUUUAUUCCCUUUAGUGCUUCAAGAAAUAAGUGGGAGCUUUGAAGCACGCACUGUCGUUCCUCUUAGAGCCUCGAUAGACAAUUAGUGGCCUUUGAAAACACACUAUCUUGCCUCCUGCAGCCUCAAUGAAGGAAUAGCGGCCUUUGCCAUCCCCUGCUGGACUUCUGAGCCUCACCGCUGCACUGGAGGCUCCUGGACACGCCCUUCACGCCUCAUAGCGCCCCCCAGGAAGCAGGACUCUGAACACUCCCUUGCCACACUCCUGCAGCGUCACUUAACGAGACGGCUUAGAAAAACAGCUCAUAGCGUCCCUGGAACCUUGUUAAUACUGUAGACGCUUUGAAACUGCCCGGGACGCCUCAAUAAUGAACUAAAGGGCCUCUGAACACGCCACUGCAAGGUUCUGAAGCCACAAUAAUGCCGGACAAGGCCGCCAAGCCACGCUAAUACCCCGGCCGCCCCUGGACCAUUGCUCAGGAAGGCAGCAUGGGCGUGAGUGAGCGUGACCAGGCCGCUGUGUUGGCGCCGCGGCCGUGACCUGCCAUGGAGCCUGUGGUGGGCCGCCCCAGCGUCCCCAUCCAGCCCAUCCCGCCCAUGCCGCGCUCCAAGUCCUUCCCGGGCGAGCAGCAGGGAAUGGGAGGGCGGCGAGGAGGCGGAUGACUCGGGUAUGCCGCUCUCAGGGGUCAGGCGGGGCGCGGGACAGCGGCGUGGUGGUGGUGGCGUCAGACCAGCACUCCUUCGGGUCCGAGGCGCGUUCCUCACUGCUGGGGGAGUUGCCCUCGGAGCUGCCCUCGGAGUGCGGCGACAAGCAGGCCAACCAGGACGACGCCACCAAGAAGGAAACCAUCGGCCGCCACUACUACCCCGAGGGCGGGUGGGGGUGGGUGGUGCUGGUGAUGGCGCUGCUGGUGCACGUCAUGACCCACGGGCUGCACCAGGCGGCGGGCGUGCUGCUGCUCCACACUCUGCGCGCCUUCCCUGACUCCUCACUCAUUGCCGCAAGUUGGCUCGGCGGGCUGUCCACCUCCCUGGCACUGUUCAUCUCGCCCAUCACGAUCGGAGUGUGUCGCAGGAACUCCACACGUCUCACGGCAGUGCUGGGCGGGCUGGUGACGGCUCUCGGCUGCCUCUUCACCUCCUUUGCUAGUCAGUUCCACCAACUCUUCUUCAGCUACGGCACUGUUAUUGGUAUCGGCGUGGGCAUGACCCGGGACUCCUCAACGCUGAUGGUGGGUCAGUACUUCAAGAGACGGAGGGAGUUUGUUGAAAUCUUCGUGGUGAGCGGGAGUGGUCUGGGUAUCUCCGUCAUGUCCCUCUUCAUCCGUGGCGCUAUUGGGUCUAUAGGAUGGCGUUUAGGACUCCAGGCGGUGACGGGCGUGGUGUUCCUGACCUUUUUAAUGGGCACGUUCUAUCGGUCAGCCUCCCUGUACCACCCCCAGCGCCGCGCCAUCCUGCACUUGAAGAACCAGAAGAGGAAAAUUAAGGAGAAGAAUAGACAAGAGGACAAACCGCCUUUCUUUGACAUUACCACCUUGAAAAGUAAAACUGUCCAAAUUCUCCUCCUGUCCAUUGGUUUGUCCUCUUUCGGUAUCACUUCUCCGAUUAUCUACCUGGCGCACCAGGCGGAGGAACAAGGCCUUGGGGACUCGUCUGUGCUCCUGCUGCAGACGUACCUAGGCCUGGGCUGGGUGAUUGGAGUGUGCGCCUUUGGGUUCGUGGUGCUGCAGAAAAGUACAGAGUGUAGAGUGGGCCGCCAAUACCUCUGCCAGGCGUCCAUGUUCCUGUGUGGUGUGUGUACCCUCGCCUUCACUGCGGUGGAAGGCUACCAUGGCUACGUUCUCUUCGCGUGGCUGUACGGGAUCUUCUGUGGCGGGUUCCAGUACUCCCUCAAAAUGUACACAUAUGAGAAAGUGAGAGCCAGAAAUUUUGCGAGGACGUGGGGCUUCGUUCAGUGUUCCCAGGCCAUACCCACCGCUAUAGGUGUGCCCAUAACAGGCUACAUCAACAUCGGCUACGGGGACAAGGCUGGCUAUUACUUCUCCUCCACCUUCGUCAUCUUCGGCUCCAUGACCAUCUUCCUCAUCGACAUCCACCGCAGAAACGCAGCCAAGCACAAGCACACCCACAAGAGCGGCCAGAACCACACGUGCGUGAAGGAGAGCUGUCCCGAGAGCCGCAGACGUGACUCCCUGGCGCAGCUCACCAAACAGCAGGUGACGCGCACGCAGACCCCCUCCACGCUGGCCUUCCUACAGCAGCGCUCUUACAAUUUCGAGUUACCUGAGCCACGGAACAAGCCUGAACUCACCUGCAUAUCCGAGGAAGGCAUUGCGGACAUGGACCUCCCCGAUCACCUGCUGGAGGAGUUAGAAUACCUCGGUGACUGCAUUACGUCCUGUGACAAGGUGGAGAACUACCUGAUGAUGUCUGAGUAUGAGAAUAACCUGGUGAAGACUGCUGAGCUGCCUCCUUACCUCAACACGGCGGAGAGGCGAGGCAGAAGAAGGCUCCCGUCCCUCACCAAAAUGCCCUCUUCCAUCCCCUCGUCCCUUCUGCAGUAUAAAGACUCCCCCAAGAAGGAGAAGCCCCCGGAUAAGCCUCCAGUGGGUGCCCAGGGGAUAGAUGAGUCUAAGAAUGGGAUAGGCAGUGCAGGGGCGGCUACAGGGGAGGCGGCAGAGGCGGCAGGGGCGGCAGAGGAGGACUACAGAUCUGGUAACAAUCGCAGUAUUACUUUAAUCGAAGAGGCGUCUGUGUAAACUUGUAUUUCUUGUGUGUGCGUGUGUGUGUCUGUGUGUGUGUGUGUGUGUGUGUGUGUGUGUGUGUGUGUGUGUAACGGUGUGUGUGUGUGCGUUAUUCAUGCCGUUCCAGUGUGUGUGUGUGUGUGUGUGUGUGUGUGUGUGUGUGUGUGUGUGUGUGUGCGCUUUAUGAACGGUACCUCAUGUUAUAAAGGCAUUUACUUAACUUGUGUGUACGAGAGAGAGAGAGAGAGAGAGAGAGAGAGAGAGAGAGAGAGAGAGAGAGAGUCUGUUUGUGUAUAGGAUAAAUAGCUAAACUAGUAAAUAUAGUUGGAAAUAUAUUACUAAUACGCAAUGAAGUAAGAGAGAGAGAGAGAGAGAGAGAGAGAGAGAGAGAGAGAGAGAGAGAGAGAGAGGUUGAUGAUGAGUGGAAGAGGGACACAAUGCUGCUAAAGGAGGGGGGUACAGAGACAUGAGGAAUAAAUAGAAGGAGUAGAUAAUGCAAGCCUGAAUUACUAGAAUCGUUGGAGUUAUUGACAUACAUACGAGAGAGAGAGAGAGAGAGAGAGAGAGAGAGAGAGAGAGAGAAUGUUCAGUAUAUGUGAUAACUUUUUGCUCUUUUGUGUUGCUGAUUAAAAAGAAAAUCUAUGUAAAAUCUGAAAUCUCGAAAAAAAAUGUGUAA